AUGUCAGUUCUUGUAAACGGUAGCGCUUCUAAGGAAUUUAUUAUGGAGAAAGGCCUUCGGCAAGGAGAUCCUUUGUCACCUUUUUUGUUAGUUUUAGUCAUGGAGGUUCUCAUGGUCUUAUUGAAGAAAUCAAAAGAGAUAGGUGAGUUCCGUGGUUUUAAGAUCAAAGGUGAAAAUGAGGUGGAUUUGUUACAAUUUGAGGAUGACACAAUAAUUAUAGCCGAAGGAGAUAUCGCAAACUUGUGGAGUAUGAAAUCUAUCCUUAGAGGUUUUGAGUUGAUGUCGAGUUCUAGGAUUAAUUUUCAUAAGAUUAAUAUUUAUGGGAUUAAUGUGGGUGAUUGGUAUUUGGAAGCCACAUCUUCCUUUCUAUCUUGUAAAGUAGGGUCCUUUCCGUUCAAAUUCCUUGCAGUGAGGGUGGGUGACAAUCCUAGGAAGCUAUCAAUGUGGAAGGAACUCAUUAUGAUGUUAAGAAAAAGAUGGUGUGUUUGGAGAGCUUCGCAUCUUAGUAUGGCGGGUAGAGUGGUGUUGAUUAACUCGAUUCUUAAUGCAAUUUCGAUCUAUUCGCUUUCCUUUUACAAGGCCCCUAAGAAGGUUUUGAAUGAGGUUAGAUCAAUCCAAAGCAAGUUUAUUUGGACUGGAGGUGAUCUAAAAAAAUUGAUUAAUUGGGUGUGUUGGUAUACGGUGUGUAAAACUCGAGAAGAAGGAGGUUUAGGAGUUAAAAAUGUGGAAAUAAUGAAUGUGGCUUUGCUUAGUAAAUGGAAGUGA
Messenger RNA from Vicia villosa (hairy vetch), 765 nucleotides. RefSeq lists its product as uncharacterized. The record is from RefSeq and is a predicted model, not a curated record. NCBI's taxonomy places the organism in Eukaryota, Viridiplantae, Streptophyta, Magnoliopsida, Fabales, Fabaceae. Bases 1 to 765 code for a protein of 254 amino acids. The transcript has a single exon.